This is a messenger RNA of Nilaparvata lugens (brown planthopper), 8450 nucleotides long. It is a transcript of the gene myo, whose product is annotated as growth/differentiation factor 8. Gene Ontology annotation, molecular function: growth factor activity; cytokine activity. Gene Ontology annotation, cellular component: extracellular region. Gene Ontology annotation, biological process: SMAD protein signal transduction. The record is from RefSeq and is a predicted model, not a curated record. The transcript is spliced from 5 exons. Lineage: Eukaryota; Metazoa; Arthropoda; Insecta; Hemiptera; Delphacidae. The coding region runs from base 403 to 1683 and encodes 426 amino acids.
GUGAAAGACUGACCUAUUUUGGAUAAAAGCUAUCCGGGCUACGAGAAGAGAACUAGCUAGUGGCGCUUGAAACUCCAACUGCUACAUCGAAUGAUAAGUUUUUCUUGAAAGGAAAGAUCAUUGGAAUACGUGUUCCAGUAGGGUCAUAUUUAGGAGAGAUUCCAAAUCAAAGAAGCAGAAACAGAGGAGGGCAGGAAAAUUGUGAGAUCAGUGGGGUGUGUGGAGGUGUGUCUCCCCCACCGCUGCAAGUGUUGGCCAAAUAUGAUGUGCGUGCGGCCUCCCCUCCUGGUGUGCGAGUGAGUGAGUGAGUGGGGCGGGGAGCGACAUGAGUGUUGGCUUUGGCGCUGGCUUGCGGGGCACUGGCACUGGCAGGGCAGUUGUUGUUUGUUGAGUCGCGGUGCGAUGGUCGUGCGGAUAGGCCGACUGCUGUCGCUGUGGCUGUUGCUGUGGCCGGCAGCCGGAGGCGACAACGUGACGACCGCAGCCAAGUGCGGUCCAUGUCAGCGACACGAGGAGCUGCGUAACAUCAGUCUGGCGCACAUCAAGAUGCAGGUGCUGGAGAAGCUGGGCCUGAAGCAUCCGCCCAACGUGACCGGCCGCAGUCGCGAUCUCCACGACAAGCCGCAGCUGCGGCAGUUGAUGAACAUGUACGGACUGGCGGCGGCUGCGCGGGAACGGGACCGAGAGACGCAGCCGCAGCUGCACACGCCUGGCAUGCUGGGCGAUCAGCCGGAGCAACAGCAACAGCAGCCAUUCAGCAGGCCCCUGCAGCCCGAUGAUGAUGACGACCACGCCAAAACUGAAUUUCCAUUAUUUUCGAAUAAUCCAUCAAUUUCAAAUCUGUGGAUUUCCAUUCUAGUCAAAUCUGUUCAUUCCAUCUAUGUUGGAGCUCCAUAUUCACAAGUCAGGUUUGAUAGAGAUUUUAAGAAUGAUCCGAAAAUCCGCCACGGCUGGCGAGGGCAGAAUAUCCUGUUCUUUAAGUUCUCUGAGAAGAUAUCGCUGCACAGGGUGGUUGCCGCUCAGCUGUGGGUGUACGUGCGUGCGCCCAUCGAGUCACCCAUCAACAUCAGCGCCCUCAAAGUGCUGAGGGGUGGGGGAAGCGCCGAGGAGCCGUCUGUGUCGCCCAUCGAAGGGCUCAAGACAGUUCGACCGAACGGCACGGAUGGCUCGUGGGUUUCUCUAGAAGUAAGGCGAUUGGUGGCCGAAUGGUUCAAAUUUCCGCGGGAAAACCUCGGCAUGAUCGUGCAUGCUGUGGGUGCCAGGGAACAUCAAGUCGUUACCGACAUUGAGGAUGACAAGGUACCGUUCCUGGAAGUGCACACAUCAGACCCACGACGCCUGCGCACGAAACGCACGAUCGGCCUCAACUGCGACGAGAACUCGGAGGAGACACGCUGCUGCCGCUUUCCCCUCACCGUCGACUUCGAGGAGUUCGGCUGGGACUGGAUCAUCGCGCCGAAGAAGUACGAGGCCAACUACUGCGCGGGAGACUGUCCCUACGUCUUCCUGCAGAAGUAUCCGCACACACACAUUGUCGCGCUCGCAAAUCCAGCCGGGACCGCCGGCCCAUGCUGUGCGCCGCGCAAGAUGUCUGCCAUCUCCAUGCUCUACUUCGACCAGGAGCUCAACAUCAUCUACGGUCUCCUGCCCGGCAUGGUCGUCGAUCGGUGCGGCUGCUCCUAAGGCAGCACCCCCACCCCCACUCACACUAAGAGCCAGUGUUUUGUGAGUUGCAAACAAUCUGAAAACAUCAAAAGAUAAUGCUCCAUGAUUCUAAAGAGGAUAAAAUCUCGAAAUUCAGCAUCUAAUAAAGUUAUUGAAUUACUUGGAAAAUGAUCUGUGAGUUGCAAAAAAUUUGAAAACAUCGAAAGCCAAUGUUCUAUGACUCUAAAGAGAAAGGAAAACCGGAAAUCAUCAUCUAAUAAAGUUAUUGAAUAAUUAGUUAAUUAUUGAUCAGUGCGACCUGAAAACUCUGACACUUAACCUAAGUCAACCAGGUCACUACUUAUUGGAUAUAAAAUUACCAAACUACUUGAGAUUUUUAUCCAUCAUACCAAUAAUCAAUGUUUGAAGUUUCCAACUUCCCUUAUAUUUUUCCUGAUCCAAGCUCUACUUCAUCGUGUGAAAGGAAUUUCUCGGAAAACGAAUAAUGAAAACUUGACAAUAUUCGUCUUGGAUCCUGAAAAUUGGGGCUCGAACUUCAUAUGGGCUGAUCUUCAAAUUGUUUUUUUUUUGUGACGUAAUAAUUAUUCGAAAAUAUUAAGUAUCUCAAGCAUUAAAAAAUAUCGUAAUUUUCAACUCACAAUACUCUGGUUCUGUUUAUGAGUCUAGAGGUGAUAGAAUUUUUUUCAGAGGGCGAUGACAUCGAGUAGAAGAUGAUAAAAUCUGUAGUGGAAGAAGGAGGAGAAUACUUGUGAUCAACUCUCUCAGAAUAUCAAGAGAAUCGUUGUACUUCAGUAUACUGGAAAUGUGGAUUGAAAUUGAAGUUAUGACCGGGAAAUUUAUCAUUUCUCUCUCUGACGAGCAUGAGGGGGAACAAAUUUCAUUGAGCAUUCAUUGGGAGGAAGCCAGGAUGAUUAAAAUUCACUCAGUAUAGAAAACUCUAUAUCCUGAUGCAACGUGAGUCUGGGCGAAAUCAGUCUUGAUGAUAGUUGAUAGACUUGGUUUAUGAAAAAUGUAAUUUUUUUCAUAUUCGGUGAAAAGAACAACAAAACAGUAUGAGAAUUUGGAGAUUGUUCUCAACGUUGCUCAAUAUUUUUCUUCAAAUCAAAUUUUAUUCGACAAAAUCAUCCGUGGCAGGAUGACAGGAAUCAAUCUGUGCGGAUAUAUAUGUGACUAUUUUGAAAUUUGAGAAUAAACUACAACUUUUCACAUCAAAUCUCCACAACCAUCAAACGUUUCCGAUAGGAGUAGAAAUCGUGAGUCAUAAUAAUAUUACAAAUGCAUUUUGUUUCGUGAAACAACAAAAUAUUAGUUUGAAAUCAAGUGUGUACUUAAACCAGUGACAAUUUCAAUAUUUGUGGAUUGAUUCCUGCAAACUUAGCACAAUGAACAAUAAUAAAUAUUACGAAAUUCACUAAACAUAUUUUAGAUGUAGCUGCUUCUUCAUUUAUUUUACAGCAUAGGCCUAUCCUCGUGUGAUUGAUCUCCUUGCGUGACAUUAAGUUUCGUUUUAGUAUUUUAGUUUUAGAAAUCAAUUGAAUAGCUAUUGUGAUGUCAUUAACAAACGUAUAAUAUGAUAAUAAUUAUUGUGAAAUAAAAAUGUAUACUCUGAUUCUGAGACUCUCGAGCGAAUUCAUCAAUGAAGUCUGGAAUCAACUCAGCUGUAACUCAUUGGCUUCAUUAAUGAAGAGGAAUAGCGUAGUUUCGGUAUCUAUCAUAGUUACAUUCUCAGUCAGUUACAAUUGAAUUAAAGAAAGAAGACAAUUGUGUUUGUAUUGUGUUUUUACUUCAUUAUGGUUGGAUUAAAAUUCUUGAAAAUAACUAAUUUGAUAUAUGUUAUCAUAAUUCAGAAAACAUAAAGUGCUGACUCAAAUCUUUGCUCUUUGGCUAAUAGUGUGUUUGAAUUGGUGUUUAUUUCUUUAUCAAUGACAAAUGAAGUAGUAUUGAGAGUCUCAGAAAAUUAAGAAUAGAGGGUUUUUAUCCACUUCUAUAAAAUAAUAUGUAAUCACAUUGUGAUAGAUUGGAGCCGGCUAAACUUUCAGUAUUUUUAUAAGUGAUAAUUUUAUAUGUAGGCGGUUGUAAAAUUCUCCUUUAGUUUGUAAAGUUCAUCUAUUUCAUACCAACCGAUUUAAAUAGAUUCAAUGCUGCCUCACUUCUCUUAUAGCAAUCAUUCAUGAGGAGUAAAUGAAUUUUUUAACUUAAAUUUUGGCUCCUCCUCAAAACUCACUGAGAAAGAAAUUAAAUUUGAAAAAGUCUCUCACAGUGAAAUGGAAUAUUAAAUUUAUUUCUUUUGAGAAAAAAGUAAACUCAAUAACUGAAUUCAAUGGGAAAGAAUUCUAAAUUUAUUUUAUUCAAUUUUGAGCUACACAUUAAAGGAAGUUAUAGCCUGUUAUUCUUAGUAUUUCACAAUAAAAUUACUUGGUUUGGCCAACAAUAAUUUAAUUUCAAUUGAGAUUCGCAGAAUCAAUUAUUCUUAGAAACUUAAAUGGUAUGAGUGUGUCAUAAAUUUGUAGUUAUACAGUCCAAUUUGAGUGCAUGUUGAACUAUUAAGAUGGAUUAAUCAAAUAUUUCUUUAGUUUAAGCAAUUAAUUGAUUUUGUUAGAAUUAAGAUAAUACAAGAUGUCAUUGUGAUGGAUUCAUGCUUACUAUUAGGCUCAUUACAUUAUCAAUAAGAUCACAAUCAGAAUAUAUCGAUGUAUUCUGAAUUGAUACAAAUUAUAUGAUAUACUGUAAUAUACUAGAUGAAUGAUUAGCCUAUCCAGUAGCGUACAAUAUGUCAUGAAAUAUAAAAUUACACUUUUUAGUUUUCACUCCAGAAUUUCAAAAAGAUCUGAAUUUCUGUAUCUUGAAAAAAAUCAAAAUAACACAUUUAUUUGAAAAGUUCAUUGUGAUAUGAAUAGAAAAUUUGUGUUUUGAAUGAUCAAUAUUUCUACUCAUGAUCAUUUCAAAUCAUUAUGAUGAUUAUAAUUAUCAGAAUGGUAUUGAACAUUAACGCUAAGUAAUUCUCUCUCAAAAUUACUAAUAACUCUGGAUAACUUGAUACUGUUGAAUUGAAUUAACAAAUUAACUUGGAAAUUCUCUAUCACAUUAUGACAGUUUUACGCAACAGUUUGUUGCGUACUCCAACAACACUCUUUAUUGAAUGGUAGACUAUGAAAAAUAAUUAUUUAUAAAUUAUCAUUUUCAUAAAUUUCUAAUGUAUCCAUUGUUACUGCAUACUUGGAAUAUGAAUAUUAAUAUUGGACACAUUUUUCAUUGCUCUCAGAGAAAACUUCUUACGGGUAGAAAAGAUUAUGAGACCCUUAUUAUUCUUCUCUGUUAUAAAUUCAAUUAUUAUUCCCUUAAUAUAUGCAUUUUUAUAGCUAUCACAAAAUAAAUGUGUUCAUUCAAGUUGAAAUUAUUGAAGAAAUUUUAAUCAUCCAUUUUGGAAAUUAUUUAUUUUGAACGUAUGAUUGAAUGUUGUAAUUUUAGCAUGAUUAAUAGUAACUUGAAACAAUAAUCUAUAAGUUGAAGUGUGAUCAAUUGGUGGUUAUAUCAGUAACUAAAUGAUAUAUUAUAUGUGAUGGUAAUAUGAUAAGGUAGGAGAGGUAUCUAUGUCGAUGUCAUUGGUAGAGCUUCAAAAGAUGAAUAGAACUUUCUUUCACUAGUUCACAAACACUAUACGAAAAAAUACUGUUAAAUGUUGAAUUUACAAAUGAACUUGAAACUUCAGUGUCUUAUCCAUGCUGACCAACCAAAGUUUUGACUUUGGGAAUCAACAAAAAUAAUUGAAAGUACCGUAGUUGAAUAUAAUUACUUGGAUGAGGAUAAAGAGAGAGUACCUAAGUAUGUUAAGGAUCAGGGAAAAAUUACUUGGAGUUCUACAAAUAAAACAUAGAAAAACACCACAUGGAAUACUACAGUCAUUAUGACUCUCAGUUCAACUUCAUCAAUGUUUAAGUUGAAUCCUUUUUGCCAAAUUUUGCACAUGUUGAAGCAAUCCAGUUCACUUUCCAUGUGUUCAACAUAUUUUCUCCCAACCUUUUUACAUGUGAAGGACACGGAGUGUCAUCUUCUUUGAUAACGUUAUUCGUGGUACAUAGAAAAAAGUCCUUAACUGCUGUUUUAUGACCUAAAUCUCACAGCGAAACUUUCCUUUCAAUAUAACUAUCAAACGUCUCCCUUCCUCAUGUAUUUAUCAUACCACUCAUUUAUAUUAAAAAUUCUAUACACAUCGAAUCACUCUCUUUCUCAGCUGGUACUAUAAUUCUUUAUGAGAAUGGAUUUUAAUCGACUAAUCAGAUUCAUUUAUCUUUGAAAUCACUCUUGUUUCACCUACCUCAACUGACUGGAUCAAUAGCACUAGAAUUCAAUUACCUACAAAUUCCUCUCCUCUUGUACCCAAGAUCACUACUUAUACAUCACUUGUCAAAAGAGUUGAUAUCAUACCGUUACACCAUUCCACUUUCCCUGUUUUUCAUUGAAAACUCCUUGUAGUUCAUGAUUUCCCUAUUUUUCAUAUUCUUCUAUUUCUAUAAAAAAUCCCUCUAUAUCGUACUUUGUGGUCGAUAUCCUUCAAUUUCAAACUCUCUCUAUUUUUCUUUUCGAUUUUACUUCCUGCCCUUUCUUUACCGUUCAUUCUGAAUUUGAUUGAUGUCUUUUUUGUUUGGCCCUUCAUUUGGAAUGAUUUUCAUUGAGUAUUGAGAAUUCACACUUGAUAAUCAUUAGUUGAUAUUGGAAGAACAAAAGCUUUCGAAAAAUGUUCCUGAAUCACUCUGUACCCAUCUAGAUCUUCAUAUUUUCAUUUUUUAAAUCGAGGAAUUCAUCUUCGAUCAUUUAUUUGACAAUCUAUUCAAUCCAACAAUUAACAUAAAUUUUCCCAUUCCAUCCACUAUUGGUAUCAGACUAUGGAUUGGGCCUCUCCAACAUUCAUUUAUUUAUCUAAAAAUUAACAUUUUUCCUAUUUCAUCCACUAUUGGUAUCAAACUUUGAAUUCGACCUAUCUGCUAUCUUCUGAGUGGAGCACAGGAACAGUGGCUAGCCAAACAUGUGUUGGAAUAGAUUUUUUCUAGCAAAAAAUGAUACUCAAAGUACAAACCGCGACGGCACGUUCCCACGGAUUUUUUGCAGCACUUGUACGUUCAUCCACCUUGUUCUAAAUAGUUAUCAGCGCAGGUUAAUCGCAGCUGUGCAUUUUUUUGCUCGUCCUAAUUGAAGUUUGGCAAUCGCGCAAGAAAAGAUGGCGGCUCGUUGAUUAAGUGUCCCAUUUCGUGAAAUUAAUCGUCGACAGUUUUGCAGAGGAGAACAAUGGAGCCGCUGUUUCCCAGAGUACUCGUGCGACGUCCGUCGAAUGGCAAUGCCAGUCAUUCGCCAAUAUUUAAAUUUGCCAAUGCUCUCUGAAUUAAAAAAUUAAACACUGCGCUGACAGCUACAUGAUCCACGACUUGGGUGCCAAAAUAGAUUCACUAGCUCUUGAAAAAAAACCAUAUGAUUUUUGUGACGGGGAUAAAAAUUGGGUUAGAGUUUCACGCGAAAUCUCUCUGUGUCCCCAUCCCCCAUCUGCUGGCUUCUGGCUUCUAGAGCAGCUGAGCGUGGAAGAAGCAGAUGUCCGUUUUUCAAGUACAGCAUCUUCUUUGUUCCACUGAAGGUCGUUCAUCCAAAAGCUCAGAAAAAAACCUGUUAAUGCAGGCCUAUGAAUCUGGAUAUUCGCAUCAAUUAUUGUUCGGUACUUUGCUGUUUAAUCGUUACAAUUAUGACAGUUAAAUUUGUGAAUUGCAUACUAUUCAAUCCAUGACUACCUUUGCAUGGAUUAAGUUUCUAGCUCAUAAUUCAAUUCAAUUCAUCAAGAUGAAUUCGUAAUUACAGGCUAUUUUACGAUUGUGACAGUCAAGUCUUAUUAGUAUUCAAUGUGAAUUUCACAUUAUCAAAUCGAUUAAUCUCACUGUUGUCAAUCAAUUGAACGGGAUUAAUUUUCUAUCUCAUAGUAAAUGAAUACAUCAGUCACAAUAAAACUAAUUUGUUCCAGCUCAUAAUCGUGUAAAAUCAUUUGCAGAGAAGUCUUGGAAGCGAGAUAUGAUAUAUUUUUGUAGGGUAUACAGUGUUACCUCUGAGACUGGGCUGUCGAAGGUUUGAAAUACUCAUUUCGCAUCUUAGUUCACGAUAGCAGUUUAGGGAAGAGGAUAUUUCAAGGAAUACCCAUGUCCAUCGAUUGAUUUUUCCAAUUUUUUCUCAUUCAAUAUGUAUGAAAUUCGGACAAAUUAGACUGUCACCAACGAGAAUACUUAGAAAGCUCUAAUGAGAUCCAAAUGAGAGAAGAGUAAACAACUGAACAUAAACAAUGAUCAAAUUUCUCUGGUGAAAAUGAAGUAAUCUUGCGAUGUAUUUUUAAAUGCGAUUCCUUCUCACAAAUGCUUUGUGUUGGUCAGCAGCCUUGUCUUGAAUCCGUGUCUUGAUUAAAAUCGAAUUAUUUAAUUGCUAUAGAAAAUAUAAGGUUUCUAGAAAAACAUUUACAAAUUAAAGACUGUAAUGGAUCUCGGGAAUUAUAAACUAGGGACGGCGUUCUAGGUAGAAAGAUCUUCAGCAAUUGUGAUAAAGAUAGUUGCUUAUUAUAAAUUAAUCAUUAUAUUUAAAUGGAUGAUAUUUCAUUCGAAUUCGAAAGUUAUAGAAUGAGCAGGUAAUAAUAUUGUACUCCAUCUCUUUGAAGAUGAGAUUUGUGUGUUAGAACUAUAUGAUAGGCAAUAUUGUAAAUAUAAUACCACAAGUUCAAGUAUUUUUGUUUGUUAGUUAUAAUAUAAUUUUAUUCUUCUUUA